CUUCCUGUGACUUUGAGGCUGGCCUGUGUGGCUGGAGCCAUCUGCCCUGGCCUGGCCUAGGGGGGUAUAGCUGGGACUGGAGCAGUGGAGCCACACCUUCCCGCUACCCCCAGCCCCCUGUGGACCACACUCUGGGCACAGAAACAGGCCACUUCGUUCUCUUUGAAACCGGCGUGCUGGGCCCAGGGGGCCGGGCAGCCUGGCUGCGUAGCCAGCCUCUGCCUGCCACCAAGGCCUCCUGCCUCCACUUCUGGUACCGUAUGGGCUUUCCAGAGCACUUCUACAAGGGUGAGCUGAGGGUGCUCCUGAACAGUGAGCGGGGCCAGCUGACUGUGUGGAGCACGGGCGGGCACCUGCGGCACCAGUGGCUGGAAGGCCAGGUGGAGGUGGCCAGUGCCGAGGAGUUCCAG
Messenger RNA from Ailuropoda melanoleuca (giant panda), 410 nucleotides. Its product is annotated as apical endosomal glycoprotein-like. Gene Ontology annotation, cellular component: membrane. NCBI's taxonomy places the organism in Eukaryota, Metazoa, Chordata, Mammalia, Carnivora, Ursidae. The record is from RefSeq and is a predicted model, not a curated record. The annotation marks the transcript as partial. The transcript is spliced from 3 exons.